AUGGAAACAGUCUAUACGACAGCACCGGUGGACGACAACAAACGAGGUGUUUUCGAUGCCAUCGUAAACACGGUUUACGAUCACUGCUCGCUAUGUCUUAUAUUAGUGAUGGUAUUAAUACCGCUGGCGAUGAUGGCGGUGUCGGAGCCCUGUUUGGGCGCUGGUAUGUCAAUGGAUUGGUUUAUAUUUCAUAAACUCUUGGGCUAUCUCUGGGAUAAUCACGUGGAUGUCGUCAGAUCUGAUGUCCCCUGUAUACACAUAUUAUCU
Molecule: messenger RNA, 267 nt
Organism: Medioppia subpectinata
Lineage: Eukaryota; Metazoa; Arthropoda; Arachnida; Sarcoptiformes; Oppiidae
Source: the annotation of a GenBank genome assembly